GCAUUGCCCGUUGCCCCGAGCCCCCGAGCGGCUGAGCGGCUGGGCCUGAGCGCGGGACUGAGGAGUGGAGGAGUGGGGCCGUGGUUGAGUGCGCUAGCCGUGGGGCACUGAGGCCGCCGUUCCGCGCAGCCGGGAGUUUGAGCAGUUUGCAUCACAUCACAAUGUAGUGGCGAAUAGACGUUCUAGGCGUCCUGUCGCUGAUCGUAUGAUACCCAAUGUCAGAGUCAGGUGCCGGCUUGCCGAGUCUUGCUUGUGUCGGGAGCGCAGCUUGUUUCCACCUUUCUGACUCCGCUUGCCUUGGUCCUUUGUGAUUUUGUGGUCAUCAUGAACACCGGGGGACCGAAGAAGCCUCGGGGUGAAGGCCACCAGGGGAGAGCCACCCAAGGCCAUCAGAGGGGAGCCACCCAAGGCCAUCAGAGGGGAGCCACUCGAGGCAGCAACCGGGGCUCUGAAAAACAGGGCAGCCACAGCGGUACGAAAUCCACACAUGAUGGCAGCCGUGGCAAUCGUGGUGCUGGGGUGCACCAUACGAACCAGAAGACUGGGGCUGAGCAGAAGCAGCCGCUGCUUCAUCAAGGCCAGAAUAAGAACAAUCCAGAAUCAACAAGAGGUGCUCACACAGCCAGGAGACCUUCUCGCGGUAACCACGGUUUUCGCGGUUCUGCAAGGGGGGGGCAUAUCGGUGCUGCCAGUUUGAACAACCCAGGCCCUCAAUUUCAGAAACGAGCCAACAGGAGAGGGCGGUUUCACAGGGGCAGACCGUGGACAUCACGUGGUCAAAUGCACUUUAACACAGGAGCACUGAGCACUGUUGCAGCAGAACUGAUUUCUUUCAAGCGGGAGAUGGAUCGGAUGGUUGGUGAAGACGAGCAGUCACUGUUUUCAGAGAUUUUGAGCUUGACUGACGCCAACGAGUUGGCAUUUGACGCUUGUCGCCAUGGGAUGUCCGAAGAUUUGGAUGAGGGAGGGGAUUCUGUGUACGCAUGCGCUGAGCCACUGGCUGACCCUGAAGAAUUCGAGGACCUCACAGAUGAAGUUUCGAAAGACAGCGUGGUGGGAAUGGCAACCCAGCAACCUGCAGGGAUCGGUUACAUCAGUGUCUACUGGGACAUUGAGAACUGUGCGGUGCCGCAUGGCGUCUCUGCGUAUGACAUUGUCAAGAAAGUGCGGAACGAGUUUUACCCCGGACACCGGGAGGUGGAGUUCAGCGUUGCGUGCGACAUUGUACAGAUGAAGAAAGAAGUUGUUGAUGAGCUGAAUGAUGCCCAAGUCACCGUGGUGCACGUCAGCAGCGACAAGAAAAACUCCGCUGACGAAAAGCUUCGGGUAAAGCUGCGGCGCUUUUCUGAUGCGUACAAGUUGCUCGGGUCCAAAAUUGUGCUCAUCACGGGUGACGUAGACUUUGCAUCAGAAGUGCACGAGAUGCGAUAUCAUCAUCUCAUCCACGUUGUGCUUAUACACAAUGACCAGGCUAGAAAGUCACUUGUGGAGUGUGCUAAUGAGAGCAUUCGUUACUCGAGCUUUGUCCAGAGCCUGAAACCGAAGGCAAAGGCCAAGACAGUGCCCCCGCAGGCCAAAGCAAAGGCUGCAAUCACUGGCGUGCCACAUCAGCCUACUUCUGAAGGUGGACGCAAAGACAGCUCUGUAAAGCGUGUCCCCGACCUCAAAAAGGAGACAAAGCAGACUAUUUCCGACAUUCCAGUGCAAGCUGGGAAAGGAGUUGUGGCUCAAGAAACCAAAGAGGUCCUGCCUCCUGAAGCAUCUGAGGUGAGCUACAGGACCAAAGUGGGUUUGGUUGUCCCUAAACAGCAAGGGAACUUGACUUUCUGGAAGGAAGUCUUGUCCGAUGUGGUUCCUCCAGGAUUUGUUCUUGAGAGUAAUGCGUCUGCAAAAGAAAAACUGUGCCUUAUUUACCCCAGUGCAAGGAAAGCCAAGAAGGCCGUUGCUUCAUUGUCAAACCUGACGGGCCACAAGUCUGAAGUUCCAGUGUGCUUGGGCAUACUUGAUGAGAAUGGACAACCAGGCCCUGGCAUGGCCGUGCCAGCUGAAAACAACAAGAGACAAAAGAAGGCUGAUGCAAUUAUUAGUGCCCACAACUCUCAUCUGGAAAGGAUCAAAAAGAAGCUUGCACAGCUUGAACAUGACCAAGACCCCAAAGGAAAGCUAGAAAGAUUUGCACUCAGGACUCAGAUUUCUGUAUGUGAAGCUCAACUUGAUGAGUUCUUAAAGGCAACCUGUUCAGGUUUGCUUCCAGAUGCCGAGUUGAGUGUAGAGGUCGGGCGUCUUCGUCGUGCAUCGCCGGUCUACAGUUCAAAGUCUAAGCUUCUGGAAAGCCUUGCAAAGCGACAGGUUGCCCUCCUUGUUACCUCUCCGGGGUCAGGCAAGAGCCUUGAAACUGUAUCCUACCUCAAAGAUCUGGGUGGCAGGGUGCUGAGCAUCCAGCCUAGCGAUCUCGCAGCCGAAUAUUGCUCUCGGUAUGCUGCAACGAUUCACGGACUUGGUUCAGCAGAAUGCUGGCUUCUUCCAUCACAGCAGAUUAGCCUCGAAGGUUCUGUGGUGUUCACAACGGCGCGCUGUUUCUUGUAUGAGUUCCUUCGCUGUGGGACAUCACUUGCAAGUUUCCAAUGCAUCGUCGCAGAUGAACUUCAAGAAGACACGGUCUACCAGAACAUUAUGCUUGCUGUCCUACGGAAGCACUUUGUUUCCCAUGCCAAGCUUGUUCUUUGCACCUCUGCACUUGAAACGUGCUUUCCUAUUCGGAACUUUUUCUGUCUUGGCGACCAUGAUGUUGUAGCCUGUGGUCUGAAGUUCCCUGUAGAUGUUAUCUCUAUGGGCUCGCAUAAGAACUUAGCUGCUGAGUGUGUGGGAAUUGCUUUGGAGUUUUCAAAGCAACAGGAGUUAGGUGGAAACAUUCUAGUGCUCCUGCCUUCAUUUGCAGAUGCAUUUCUUGCAGACGCAAUCCUGGAGCAACGAAUUUCAGAUGACACAGAUGGGCAGGUUUGCCACGAAGUUUUGUUUAGUGGCACGCCAUUCUCCUUAGAAACCCCACCAGUGGGGACAUGGAAGGUCGUCUUCGCAGUUCAUUGCCCCGAUGUGUGUGUCAGCAUGAUUAAAGCGCAAUGUGUGAUCGACUGUGGUAUUGUAGAAACGAUCGUGUCCAAAAGUGGUGUGCUUAUCAAGCAGCAGUGCUUAAUUUCUCGAGAAGAAGCUGAGAGGAGGCGUUCGAUGGCUGGUGUGUCUUGCCGAGGCACUUGUUACCGUCUCUACAAUGACAGUGCUCUUGCUAGUGGCCCUCCCAGAGAUGCGGAGGACUUUCGAUUCUUGGAAGAUGUUGUCCUUCGACUUCAGAACCGACAGAUGCCCAUCUCUGACUGUUUUUUGAGGGAACCACCAAAAGAGGUCCUGAAAGAUGUACAAAUUACCCUUGAGCGACUCGGAGCUGUGGGUCCUGAUGGCCGUACAACAGAACUGGGCUUGAAACUCUGCCAGACUAGCCUAGAGCCUCGACUGGGGGCAUUGAUCAUAAAAGCGUCUGAUGAGGUUUCUGCUCUGAACUUGAUUUUGUUGGCACUUCUUACUUUUGAAGAUCUAAUGCUUACCCAUGUACCACUUGACCGGAAUGGUAGCCCUCGCCCCCCUCCAGCUGCUGAGAAGGGUUGCAUGUUUUCCCGUGUAAUUGAUCUCUACAAGGAUUGGCUUGAUGUCCCUAAAAAAGCAAAAGAUUCAUGGUGCCAGAUGAAUGGCCUUAAUGCAGCAUUCUUCAAGAACCUGCAUGCUCGAGUUGUCAGACACCAGGCUGAAUUUGAGACACCUGGUGGGAAGAAGCAGGCAGAGAUUGAAGUGGAACAGAUUGGCCAUAUGCUGCGAGAGGCUUUUCCUGAAAGUGUGCUUUCAUACACGGAGAGUGGCUUCAAGCAACAGAUGCUGGGGUCUAAGCUAAAGGUCUCGCCAAGAUCAACAUUCAGCACACAGGGACAGAUCCCUUCUAUGGUUGUCUGCCCUAUGUUUAGCACUCCUCUUGGUUCCAAGAAACCUCAGCUGCUCAAUUUUGCCGCCAUCAGUGUUGAAGGCGACGACUAUACACCCGGCAUGAAGUCGUUGUCCAUAUCUGCAACUCCGAGUAGUCCCUGCAAGGUUGGCCCCGUUGGGACCCUCAUCUGGAACCACCAAUUUGCUAAUCCUAACCAGCUGGGUGUUUUGGAAAAGGCCCUCAAAGAUGUAGUCAAAUGCUCCACAGGCCGCUUAGUACUUGACACUCUGCAGAGGUGUGUCACAGUCCAGGGACCGGAACAGUUCCGCCUCGUGGGAACCAGGCACCUUCAGUCUAUUAUAGAUGAACAAGUGAAGAACUUGAAGAACAAGGACCGGGAAGCCAUGCUGACUCAGCCGGAUUCGCCUUUUGCCGACCAUCCCGUACAAGUGGUACUCGGGGUGGGCGGCCAAGUGGACCAGGUACUGUCACCUGCUGUCUUUCGCACCGUCGUCGUGUCCAACCUGAAGAUACCUGCCGCCACCUUUCGUGUGUUGGUGAAUGAGCUUGGCAACAUUGUGCAAUACAGGCUGCUGAACAAGGAAAAGGCCUUCUACAUCACAUACAAGACUGCCGCAGAAGCGAGCAAGGCCUAUGCCGCGCUCUUGAAUCGAGAUAAUGACUUGACAGUGACCGUGAUGGGGGACGCAUUCAGCUACCGCAGUGAGCAGGCACAACGAAAGCCUGCAUUCCACGCCGCUGUGACUUGGGUUCGCCGGCGAUGCACCGGCAUCGGCUUUGCGACAUUGCCAGACCAGGCAACCCUAGAAACCAUAGCGUUUUCGCUUCCCCUGCAGCUUAGCUUCGGGGGCGUUGAGAUCACGUGCGAGCGAAACAAGAAAGAGGAAUGUCAGCUGUAUGUCAGCAAUUUGCCACCUACUACAGAGCAAUCCGCCCUUGAAGAGACGCUCCGGGCCACAUUUCCAGUGACCAUCAGCUCGGUGCGCAUCAUCCACGAACCCCCGUUCGACACCACACCCCAAGACAACAAGAUUGUACAAGAGGUGCUCAUGAAGACGAUCAAGGAGGAUCUGGGCAUGGAUGCCUUUUCUAUUAACUGCAAACCUGCCAAGUCAAAAGACUACCUCUUCAAGGGCUGGGUUUACUUCUACAAUGCGGCCGAGGGACAGAGCAUGUGUGAGGUCCUGCAUGGCCAGCCAAUCCUGUCUCAGCAAGGUCCUCUGAUUCCGCUGGAUGUCCACGCCUUUGUGACGGAUUCCUUUGUCUUUCCACUCUCAUUCUUCUUGGCUGUCAAAGAACAGAUUCAGUCUGCGCUUCAGCAAAGCAAGCAAGGUCUCCGACCAGAGGACAACCUCAAGGUGGAAGCUAAACCCCUAGACAAUCAGCGCAUGGAAAUCAGGCUGCAGGCAAACAACCUGAACGACUUCCAGAAGGUUGUGCACACUUUCAACACACUGUUGAGGCCUCUCAACCCCAUUGCAAAUGGAACAAUGUGCUACGAAGACAUUGCAAGCUGGAUGAAAGCAUUGGACUUUGGGUCAUCUGUGUAUGUGCAUGACAAGCCCAAUGGCAUCUGCUUGCUGGGAAAUCCGGAGAAUGUCGCAAAGGCAGAGAAAAAGCUGAGCGACUACUGUCAACUCCUGGAAAGCGGACCUCGGAAGAGUCUUCCUCUGGUGGGGGCAGACUACAGUCUGGUGAAGCCAUUCUUGGCGGAGCACGGCUAUGACUUGCGAAAGUUUGCUCACCGCUGCGGCUUGCUCAAGGCAGAAUUUGAACCGCAGUUUGAAGGCAUCCUGGCCGUGGGCUCUGCUGCGGCAAUCAAGAGGGCAGAGGAGCUCUUGGGAAAGCUGCAGAGGAAGUUUGUUAGCCCCUGCAUCGCGGGAGCGGGUACUGAAAAGUGCCCCGUCUGCCGCGAAGGUUUCCCGCCCGGGAAGCAGCAGGGAGUGGACCUCGAUCGACUGGAGCUGUGCGGACACGCAUACUGCCCGCCCUGCCGGCUGCUUGUGCUGUACCAGGGCCCCAUCCCCCUCUCCUGCUGCUUUGAGGAGUGCGGCCAGCCGUGGGCCAUAGCCGACAUCCACCGGACGAGCGGUAAUGACGCGGAAGUCUUGCGUGCCCUGGUGCGGAGAUCCAUCAAAGGGACGGUGGUGGAAGGCAGUGGCCGCUGGCAGAGCUGCCCAACGCCUGAGUGCGACUUCAUCUGGGACUCCAAGCUGUCUGCGGAGGACCAGGGGGCCAUGAAGCUCGGCGAGGCGACCGCAUGCCCCUGCUGCAGCAACCCCGUCUGCUUCAGGUGUGGUUCCCUGUAUCACUACGGCAUGUCCUGCGAUACGUACAGGGCACAGGCUGCGCCAGGGGGUGCUUCUACUAAGGCAUGGUUGUCCAAGGACGCACGGAACCGCCUGGUGUGCCCCGGAGACUGUGGUGUACGUCUCGAGCGUGGCGCCAUCCUCGCCAAGGUGGCUGCCUGUUGGCGUUGCCGUCGGCUCUUCUGCUGGCGCUGCAGGAAGGGGCUUCUGGACGCAGCCACUGCGAGAGCUCACAAGAAGGAGCCUUGCAAAUGGGCCGUCUGAGUAAGCCGUGUCCACUGGGUGCGGUUGCGCAUCAGUGGCCGGAGUUGCCAUUCGAGCUACGAGUUUGUACGAUGUCAAUUUUUUACAAUGUGCAAGUUUUUACGACGUUCAAGUUUGUUCGAAGUGCGAGCUUGUAGAACAUGCGUGUUUGUAUAAUGUGCAAGGCCAUUCGGUGUACAAGUUUCUUCUAGCCCAUUUGAGCUUGAGGGAACUCGCACAUCUUUGGGAGGAGUGCCUUCGGCAUCACUCUGAAGUUAGUUUACACUUGAAGGGGCGGUUGGGCCACCUGCGGUCACCAACGGGCCGGACGUGAUGGUAGGUCUCUUCAUUGCUGCGUCGCUCGGAGCACCUUGCCAUGUUUCCUGGCACUUGCGUACUAGGUCUAGUGUAAUUUGACUUAUGACUUUGUACGUGCACGGAAGUGCUACGGGAGCGGUGGGCUUGUUCCGAAGAUGGGGCAACCGUGAGAUGCCUAGCCCAUCGGUGGCUUCAUUGCCCUGAAUUUGAGAUUUGGAAGUGAGGUUCCUAGUUCAAAAUAAAUAGGAUUAAUGCAAGACUAGCAUUUCCCCCAUGUGCCUUCCCAUUUCUAAAGUGUGCAGUAUGCAAUUUGACCUUUCUACAUAGUAGAAAACUGACUGAAGGGCGAGUGAAAUUUGAAAGGUUGUUGAACCUUGUUGAGGGUGAUAAUAUGACCGUUAACCGCGGGUUAAUGCAAGUCCCCAAAGUGACUAGAUGUGGUCAUGGAGUGGUCUGGCUGUUUCAAUUUGUCAUCUUGUUAUCAUCAUAAGCAUGUUGAGAGACGUUAUGUGUGCAAAGACCGCAGGAAUAUAUUGUAUAUUCUUGCUAAAAGCCUGAAGUUAUAUUGGAAUUCCUUGCAUAUUAAUAAUUUGUUGUGCUUGUCAAUUUUCUGAACGGUUCCUUAUUGUUUAAAUAUUUUGCAUCUGUAGCACCGGCAGAUUCUGACAUUCACCUUUGGCUAUUGGUAGAAGUGCCAUUUUGAGUGAUGAUGGUUGAGGGACUACUUGUGAUGAUUAUUAAAUUUGGGACACUGGAGGUAAAGAGCAUGUCAGAGGCAGACGUUUGUUUUGGGACGGAGGGAUCCCAAGGAGCCUCGGCAUUCUUUUCACUGCGGUGCUUUAAAAAGACGCCGGCUCCUUACGAAGGAUUCUGGCCUCGAUUUGCUUCUUUACUGUGGCCGCAAGCGGCAUGCUGGUUCCCCAACUACUCGAAUCAGUGUUUUUGGGUGUGCACGUCUUCAGCGCAUGCUUGGCACAAGAGCUGUUAAUGGCUCAUUAAAGUACUGUGCCAGCGACUAUAACUUGUUUUUGAAGUGUUUGUUCCUACAGGGAUCAGUGACUUCUGUAUCCUGGUGUUGAACUGACACUUGUCUUUUCACGUGGAGAUGUUGGCGUACGAGCCAAGACAAUUGUUGUCGGAUCACAUGAGUGUAAUUUCUGCACAAAGCAUGACCCUGAUCCGACAUGAAACCUCCGAACUAUUCACUGCAACAUCUUAAUGUGCAUUUGUUGACAUUUGCUCCUAAAAGCUUACUAUGGAAUGUUUUUUAUGGGCAGGCUUCAGGUGGUGCAACGAGAAACGAGAUAGGUUAGGUGAGAGCCCUUUGCCACCGAUUGAUGCAAUAUUGCAGCAGUUAUUUGGUUGUUAAUAGCUUGCAGCUGCAAAGUUAGCUCUGCCAAGGUAUAGUGUUGAAGUGUUCGAUCCGUUGGUGCCUGAUCUUGUGUAUGCCUUUUUCAAAUUUCCGAUUAGGUUCUUUUGCCACCGAAACUGGAGGAUCUUGGGUAUAUUGGUGCAGGAUGCUAGUCUAGGCAUUCUUUUUUGGUGGAAGCAGCUUGCUGAUUUGUUUCAAUGCUUAGAGGGAAUCCACUUCCUUUGUGUUAUGUGACAUUUAUGCUGGUGUAACAAUUUUCUUUCCUCUUUGUUCAUGCUGCAGAGCAGCAAUUCUGUGGAAACUAUUGCUUAUAUCUUUUCUUAAGCAGCAGUUGCUCAGUCAAAUUGUGACUGUAAGUUGGAAUACCCUCUUCGGAAGAACGCAGCAAAAUGAGCGAAGAGGCAGGCAGCGAAAUCCACCAUCGUUGUCAAGUCUCCGAAUACACAGCGGGCAGAACAAGCAGCGGCGCAACACGCUAGGGACAGAACGUAAUGCUUUCGCAUUCACAACUCAUAAAAAAUGCUUGAGCUUCCUGGAAUUUUUUUCCCUUCUGUUUUUGCAAAGAGCAGGGAAGAAAUUGUGAAACUCAGACUUCAUGCUUUCUUCUUUUGCCUUUCUGAAAAUAUAGAUUCAAGAUAAAGGAGCAAUUCCAAAUUUCCCACCGCCGCUACCUUUGAUGCUCGUAUCAGUUGUCCAUUUGCCAGGAUUUAUAGAUUAGAUAUGGCUAUACCUUCAACUUUAUAAUUAAGAAAACGUUUGUACUGGAUUGUAAUAUUUUAAAUUCAAUGUUGCCACUGUAGGUAAUUUAUCUUUCAUGGAACAGUUUGUGUCAAUCAAAGCCCACUACAGAGUGCCUGAACAGGAAACUUUUUAAUGUGAAAGUUUUCUAAGCAAAUGAGAUAUUGUAUUAAAACAUCAUUUCUACUUGCAUACUAAUGUUAAGAGUUCAUAUUUCUUGGUAUUUAUCGUGCAAUUGACCGAAAAAUGACGAAAUGACAAAUGUCAAAAACGUGAAAUAAAAGUAAAAAAAAUGUU
This is a messenger RNA of Ixodes scapularis (black-legged tick), 9268 nucleotides long. Its product is annotated as ATP-dependent RNA helicase DEAH12, chloroplastic. Gene Ontology annotation, cellular component: intracellular anatomical structure; spliceosomal complex. Lineage: Eukaryota; Metazoa; Arthropoda; Arachnida; Ixodida; Ixodidae. Gene Ontology annotation, biological process: mRNA splicing, via spliceosome. The record is from RefSeq and is a predicted model, not a curated record. Gene Ontology annotation, molecular function: RNA nuclease activity; RNA binding; zinc ion binding. The coding region runs from base 325 to 6564 and encodes 2079 amino acids. The transcript has 7 exons.